Molecule: messenger RNA, 2087 nt
Organism: Felis catus (domestic cat)
Lineage: Eukaryota; Metazoa; Chordata; Mammalia; Carnivora; Felidae
Gene: SMARCD3
Product: SWI/SNF related, matrix associated, actin dependent regulator of chromatin, subfamily d, member 3
Exons: 13
Coding region: 406-1947 (513 amino acids)
Biological process (GO): regulation of transcription by RNA polymerase II
Cellular component (GO): nucleus; SWI/SNF complex
Source: RefSeq, a predicted model, not a curated record
GCGGCCUCGGGCUGCAGUGCCGCUGCCCAGCGCCCGCGAGCCGGGCUUGCCGGCGUGCCUCGCCGCUUAUCUGCGCUGUUUGGACAGCGAGGGUUGGAAAGGCAGGCGUUUCUGUCCCCGCCGAGUCAACAGGCAGACCCCGGGCCGCCGGACUAUUUCUGUCUUAUCAGUGCAGGAAUGCGGCAGCCGCGGCGGCGGCGGCGGCGGCGGCGGGCGGGCGGCGGCGGCGUGGGCCGUGGGCCGUCAGGGCAGCCCUGAAGGGGCCCCCUCCCCACUCCGCUCGAGUAGAAGUGUGAGAGAGCCCAGCAGGACUCAGAGGGGAGAGUUGGAGGAAAAAAAAAGGCAGAAAAGGGAAAGAAAGAGGAAGAGAGAGAGAGAGUGAGAGGAGCCGCUGAGCCCACCCCGAUGGCCGCGGACGAAGUUGCCGGAGGGGCGCGCAAAGCCACGAAAAGCAAACUUUUUGAGUUUCUGGUCCAUGGGGUGCGCCCCGGGAUGCCGUCUGGAGCCCGGAUGCCCCACCAGGGGGCGCCCAUGGGCCCCCCGGGCUCCCCGUACAUGGGCAGCCCCGCCGUGCGACCCGGCCUGGCCCCCGCGGGCAUGGAGCCCGCCCGCAAGCGAGCAGCGCCCCCGCCCGGCCAGAGCCAGGCCCAGAGCCAGGGCCAGCCGGUGCCCACCGCCCCCGCGCGGAGCCGCAGUGCCAAGAGGAGGAAGAUGGCUGACAAAAUCCUCCCUCAAAGGAUCCGGGAGCUGGUCCCCGAGUCCCAGGCUUAUAUGGACCUCCUGGCAUUUGAGAGGAAACUAGAUCAAACCAUCAUGCGGAAGCGGGUGGACAUCCAAGAGGCUCUGAAGAGGCCGAUGAAGCAAAAGCGGAAGCUGCGUCUUUAUAUCUCCAAUACGUUUAACCCUGCGAAGCCCGAUGCUGAAGAUUCCGAUGGCAGCAUCGCCUCCUGGGAGCUGCGGGUGGAGGGGAAGCUCCUGGAUGACGUACGUCCUGGCCCAGCCCCACCCGCUCCCAACGCAUCCUGCCCCCACAGUCCCUGUCCUGCCCCCACGGUCCCUGUUCCUCUCCCACAGCCCAGCAAGCAGAAGCGGAAGUUCUCUUCCUUCUUCAAGAGUUUGGUCAUUGAGCUGGACAAAGACCUUUAUGGCCCUGACAACCACCUAGUUGAGUGGCACCGCACACCCACGACCCAGGAGACGGACGGCUUCCAGGUGAAGAGGCCGGGGGACCUGAGCGUACGAUGCACGCUGCUUCUCAUGCUGGACUACCAGCCUCCCCAAUUCAAACUGGAUCCCCGCUUGGCCCGGCUGCUGGGGUUGCACACACAGAGCCGCUCCGCCAUCGUGCAGGCCCUGUGGCAGUAUGUGAAAACCAACAGGCUGCAGGACUCACAUGACAAGGAAUACAUCAAUGGGGACAAAUAUUUCCAGCAGAUUUUUGAUUGCCCCCGGCUGAAGUUUUCUGAGAUUCCCCAGCGCCUCACAGCUCUGCUGUUGCCCCCUGACCCAAUUGUCAUCAACCACGUCAUCAGCGUGGACCCGUCGGACCAGAAGAAGACGGCGUGCUAUGACAUUGAUGUGGAGGUGGAGGAGCCCCUGAAGGGACAGAUGAGCAGCUUCCUUCUGUCCACGGCCAACCAGCAGGAGAUCAGCGCUCUGGACAGUAAGAUCCAUGAGACGAUUGAGUCCAUAAACCAGCUCAAGAUCCAGAGGGACUUCAUGCUAAGCUUCUCCAGAGACCCCAAAGGCUACAUCCAAGACCUGCUCCGCUCCCAGAGCCGGGACCUCAAGGUGAUGACGGACGUGGCAGGCAACCCUGAGGAGGAGCGCCGGGCUGAGUUUUACCACCAGCCCUGGUCCCAGGAAGCCGUCAGCCGCUAUUUCUACUGCAAGAUCCAGCAGCGCCGGCAGGAGCUGGAGCAGUCGCUGGUCGUGCGCACCACCUAGGAGCCCCUGCGGAGGAGCAGGAGCACCAGGAGCACCGCUGAGGGCCUCUGGGCCGGGCCUGCCCCGCCCCCGGGCUCUGCCAUCGCCCCUCUGACGCCUUCCGGGUGAGGCAGGGGAAUGAUUAAAGCUCAUGCAUCUGA